Leptopilina heterotoma is the source of this 4879-nucleotide messenger RNA. It is a transcript of the gene Toll-7, whose product is annotated as toll-like receptor 7. The record is from RefSeq and is a predicted model, not a curated record. The coding region runs from base 538 to 4524 and encodes 1328 amino acids. The transcript has a single exon. NCBI's taxonomy places the organism in Eukaryota, Metazoa, Arthropoda, Insecta, Hymenoptera, Figitidae. Gene Ontology annotation, cellular component: extracellular matrix. Gene Ontology annotation, biological process: signal transduction. Gene Ontology annotation, molecular function: protein binding.
AUAGGAGAUUGUUAGAAAGACUCUGCUUUGUGCUCGUAUAUAAUUCUACUUCUGCUCUAUAUGUGUGCCCGACGUUCGACGAUAGAAGAACAAAGUCUGGUGCUGGUCGGUGGCGGUCUCCAUCGGCCGCGCCGCAAGUAGUCCCCACUCCGCCGCCGAGCGUGUGAGAGAGACGGAGACAGAAGCAGCUUUCGUUUCGCUGUAGCACGCUCUACAGUGUGUUCGUUCUCGAUGCGCGUUCAGUGCGAUUCGAACGAGUAAAGCAAGAACGAGUUUGCUCUCGAGUAAUUUUCUCGUCGCUCGGUCGCUCCACAAAGGUUGAUGUGCUCAAUUCCGUGCUGCAAAGUGAAACAAUCGCGGGGAAUAUUCGUGGUCGUCGUCGUCGUCGUCGCAAGUGCAGUUCGUCCGAGUGAAGAGUGCGGUAGAUGAGUCAUUUCGAGGGAGGAAAUAUGGAUUGGCCCACACCUACGUGAUACAAAGUGUCAGUGCGAUUCCUAUCACCAUUAUAUCACACUGCACUGGGUGUAGUGCAGUGAAAUGGCUGUGAAAUGGGUGCUAGUGUUGAAAUGCUGCAGAGUGCUUCUGGGUUUGUUUUGCUUCGUAACAAUAACGCUGGACAGUGCGCAGGGUUCGUGCCACUGGUCGCAGGACGGCAACGAUACGCACUCGGCGAUCUGCACUCUGCGUGCUCUCGACCCGUCCAGUGUCGCGGGCCUCUUCCCCUCGCUGGACGGCGCCCUCAAGCUGCAGCUCAGCUGUAGCAGCGGACACUACGCGGAGAGCACGAUCGCGGGCGAGAGCUGGAAUCGACUCAACGGCAUCGACGAGCUCGUCAUCAGCGACUGCAAGAUCCUGGAGAUCCCCAACACCGCCUUCCAGCCGCUCGCCGACCUGAAGCGGCUCAAGGUGCAGACCCUGAACCACGAGUGGAAUGCAGAACGCACUCUCAAGGUGGCCUCCGAGGCUCUCGUGGGUUUGCGCGAGCUGCAGACUCUCGAGUUCGUCUACAGCAACAUUCGAGCGCUUCCAACGAACGUCAUUUGCGGCCUGGGCAAUUUGCAGACUCUCAAUCUAACGGGAAAUCAGUUCCAUGCCGUGGAGGACGUGGGGCUGGCGGAAACUCGCGCGAACAGGGCGGACUGUCGUGCCGACAUUCGUAUUCUAGAUCUCGCACGCAAUCAGAUUCGAACGUUACGUGAAGAGAGUCCGCUCUCUGGGCUGCGGCAGUUGCAGGAGUUGUACCUGCAGCACAACGCGAUCGACGAAAUUGCGAGCGAUGCCCUCACCGGCCUCACGAACCUCAGGAUUUUCAACGCCAGCUUCAACGAUCUACAUUCCCUGACGGAGGGAAUUUUCGUCGGUACCAGGGACCUUCGCGAAAUCUACCUCCAGUACAACCAGUUGCGAAACCUCCCCCGGGGCACUUUUUCUCGGCUCGAGCAACUCUUGGUGCUCAACCUCGCUGGUAACCGACUCACCAGCGACCAGGUUGACGAGCUGACCUUUCUAAAUCUAAUUCGCCUCAUUGUUCUCGAUUUGUCCUACAACAUGUUGACGAAAAUCGACGCCAAAAUGUUCAAGGAUCUCUUUUUUCUGCAGAUUCUCGAUCUUAGAAACAAUUCCAUUAGUUUCAUUGAAAGCAAUGCAUUUUUACCGCUUUAUAAUUUACACACCUUGGAGCUCACGGAGAAUAAUAUUCACUCCAUCGGACCACAGCUCUUCAACGGUCUCUUUGUUUUGAAUCGACUGACACUCUCCGAAAACUCCAUUGUUUCCAUUGACCCAUUCGCGUUUCGCAACUGCUCCGACCUGAAGGAACUCGACCUCAGCAGCAACGAACUCACCGCCAUACCGGAAGCACUGCGGGACCUCGCUUUCCUGAAGACUCUCGACCUCGGCGAGAACAAAAUCACCGAGUUCCACAACGGCUCUUUUCGGAAUUUGAAUCAAUUAACAGGACUCAGACUCAUCGGCAACGAGGUGGGCAACCUGACCCGAGGCAUGCUCUGGGACCUGCCGAACCUGCAGAUCUUAAACCUCGCCAGGAACAAAGUGCAGCAUGUGGAGCGAGACACUUUCGAAAGGAACGGUCGCUUGGAGGCCAUUCGACUGGACGGUAAUUUUCUUUCCGAUAUUAACGGUGUUUUCACCAGCAUUGCAAGUCUGUUAUUAUUGAACCUCUCGGAAAAUCACAUCGAGUGGUUCGAUUAUGCAUUCAUUCCGAGCAACUUAAAGUGGUUAGACAUUCAUGGGAAUUUUAUCGAGAGCCUCGGAAACUAUUACGAAAUUCCUGAUUUACGAGUGAGAACGCUGGACGCCAGUCAUAACCGGAUCACGGAGUUGGCACCUCUCUCAGUGCCCGACAGCGUGGAACUCUUGUUCAUAAACAACAACUACAUCAGUGUGGUGCGGCCCAACACAUUCACCGGCAAAGUGAACCUCACGCGAGUCGACAUGUACGCGAACAUGAUCGAGACCAUGGAACUGACCGCGCUCCGCCUGACACCCGUGCCCGAGAGCAAGUUGCUGCCCGAGUUCUACAUCGGCGGCAACCCCUUCAACUGCAACUGCUCGAUGGACUGGCUGCCGGUGAUCAACAACAUCAGCGCGCUGCGCCAGUACCCGCGCGUGAUGGACCUCGACAACGCCAUGUGCCGCGUGUCGGGGCCGCGGGGGUCGGCGGUCAUCCCCGCGUACCUGGCGCGGCCCGAGCAGUUCCUGUGUCGCUACGAGACGCACUGCUUCGAGUUGUGCCAUUGCUGUGAGUACGACGCGUGUGACUGUGAAAUGACGUGCCCGCUGGAUUGCAAGUGCUACCACGACCGGACUUGGAAUACGAACGUGGUCGACUGUUCGGGUCUCGGAACUCGCGAAAUUCCGCGGCGGGUGCCCAUGGACUCGACGGAGGUCUACUUGGACGGCAACAACUUCCGCGAGUUGCAGAACCACGUGUUCAUCGGACGCAAGAACAUGCGAGUGCUCUUCGUGAACGCGAGUCAGAUCGAGUCGAUUCAAAACAGAACGUUCAACGGUUUAAAUAAUUUGCAAAUUCUCCACCUCGAGGAGAAUAAAAUUCACGAACUGAAAGGAUUUGAAUUCGAACACUUGUCCCACCUGCGGGAACUGUACCUGCAGAACAAUAUCAUAAGUCACAUAGGGAAUUUGACUCUUCUGCCGUUGCGGUCCUUGGAAAUUCUGCACCUGGACGGCAAUAGGUUAGUGAUAUUUUCAGUUUGGCAAGCUACUUUAAAUACCCGAUUAGUUCAACUGUGGUUGGGGAACAACCCCUGGUCCUGCCGCUGCAAGUUCCUGCAGGAGCUCACCUCCUGGGUGUCGGACAAUGCCCACAAGGUGGUGGACGUGAAGGAGGUCUGGUGCUACAACAACGAGGCGAGUCCGCCCUACCACCGGCAGCUCAGCGUCAACGAGACGGUCUGCUCGGACUACUUCACCCAGGGCGGCGUCAUCGACCACAUAAUGAUUUCAGACUACCUGCCGAUGGUGGCCGCCACGCUGUCGGCCGUGCUCCUGGUGCUGGUGCUGACCGUGCUCGCCUUCAUCUUCCGGGAGCCCGUGCGCACGUGGGCCUACUCCAAGUACGGCGUGAGACUGUGCGCCAGUGGCGCCGCCAACGACAGCAAGGACCGCCUCUACGACGGCUACUUCUGCUACAGCCCCAAGGACGAGGACUUUGUGCUGCACUCGCUGGUGGACGAGCUGGAGCACGGGCUGAGGGGCCUCAGGCUCUGCCUGCAUCACCGGGACCUGCCCUGUCUGCGAGCCCCAAGCUCCGUCAUCCUGGAGGCGGCCGAGGCCUCUCGAAGGGUGGUCAUCGUCCUCACCAGGAACUUCCUGCAGUCCGAGUGGGCCUGCUUCGAGUUCCGGGAGGCCAUCCACGAGUCCCUGCGCGGGCGCAUGAGUCAGCUGAUCGUCAUUCAAGCUGGGAUCAUCAUUUCAAAGGCGGAGACGGACCCCGAGCUCAGGCCCUACUUACGCUCCGCGACGGUCAUAAACUGGGGCGAGAAGAGGUUCUGGGAGAAGCUGCGGUACAUGAUGCUGCCUCACGACAGGACCAGGCCCUCCUUGUACAGAAACAACGUCAACACUUACACCCUCGAAAGUAGGACAGGAAAAGAGUGCGCCCCAACGCUCCAAGUACCUGGCAGCACUUCCGGCCACCACCAGUUGUUCCAGGGUUCGCCGGAACUGCUGCGCGCCCCGCCAGCCUACUCCAGCACCGCAUUCUUCGGCCACGACAAUGGGACCGAGUCCACUGCCACCAUAGAGAGCUCGAUAAACCCGAGCACUCGGCUCACAAUGAACCACGCAUACCAAGACCCUGCAUUAAACAGUUUCAACGAAAGCAGCAGAAGGCCCCUCUCGGAGCACAUUUACUCAUCCAUCGACUCGGAUUACUCGACUCUCGAGAAAAGUGUCUGGAGACAGCACAGUGCACAGCAACAACAGCAACAACAACAACAACAACAGCAGCAACAGCAAUCCGGACAAGCCUACCUUGUCUAGCUUGUUUUUACAGUUGCAUGCCUUCCUACGUUACCGUUAAAAUUUGCUCGAGUUAGAGGCCUAACCAUUUUAAUGAUCGUCUUCGUAAUACACAGCUCAUGUACCAAACAAAUCUAUCGCCGCUAUUGGCUCAGAGCCCAAUAAUAGCAAUAGAAGCUCAUUACAAUUUUCACUAAUCUUUCAUUUUUUUCUCUCAAACUCUAAAAUGAAAGUCUCAUCAGACUGAACAAAUUUAUUUACAAUUUAUUCUAUAUAUACUGUUAUAAAUCGCAUUUGCGGUUCACAUACAUCACUCUUGUACAUAUAACUUUGGAGUCGUUGUAUUUUCCCUUAUUUUUUAGUGAUAUAAAAAUAU